Messenger RNA from Anopheles aquasalis, 1389 nucleotides. RefSeq lists its product as uncharacterized. NCBI's taxonomy places the organism in Eukaryota, Metazoa, Arthropoda, Insecta, Diptera, Culicidae. The record is from RefSeq and is a predicted model, not a curated record.
AUGUCCUGCCCUCGGCUGCUCGUGCUGGUGCUGGUGAUGACAUCGCUGUCGUCGCUGUUGAUGCUACAAUCAGAUGCACGGUUUCUGGAAAUCAGCAAACAACCGUCCAACGUGCCGGUCGGUAUAGUGCCUCGCGAUGACUACGGUGAGGCCGUGCAGCUCCACACACCACCGCAGGACCUUCAAGAUCCGGCCGAUCAGCUCGACCGUGAAAAAGGCAACGAGAUGAUUUCGGUGAAACUGCUGAACCAGUACCUCACGAGACCGUUCGCCCAUGGGCCAGAUCAUCUCGAUGACGGGGAUCAUGACGAAGGCGUCGACAGAGAAACGUUUCUGGACGAUGUUCGGCAACCGCCCCUCACCGAGCUGGGCUAUGAAACCGUGAAUCAGCUAGAUCUUGGGGACGUCGAGUCCUUGAAAGGUAGACAGCUUCCUGCUAGCAACGCGGAACCUCUGCCGCCAGUUCAUAUCAAGGAAAAUGGGAUCGAAGAUGAGUUUUUGAUAAACGACAAAACGGCAAUCGACCAGCAACUAGUUAAAGGCAAGUGGAUGGAUCCGGUCGAUUCAAAACCGGAUACGGAGAGCAGCACCGGACGACAGGAUGAUCUAGAUGAUGGAAAGCGCUCCCCUAUUACCGGAAAUCGAUCGAUUGCCGCCUCAACGGACACAAUGACAACAAUGACAACCACGAGGACGGUACAAUCCAGUACGAUCACUGUACGUAAGAUUCGUCGUAAGCUGCGCAGGAAGUUCUACACCACCUCUAGCCCCAGCACGGUCGAAACGGAAGGUCCACUAGCGACCUCUCCAUCAACGGUGACGUCGGAACCAGAGAGUACCUCCACGAGCAGCAUAAAGCCAGUAGCGCAGCCCAGGAUCGACAUUAACAAGCUCAAUCUGCAACAUCUGGAGGAUGAAUUUUUGGCUUACCCAGCGUUCGGUCGCAUGCACCCGUCUCGCAGCGUAUCUCGGUUCCGCCCGAGAAGCAUGAAACGGUCCACCGAUCCAGCAGCCUCCGGUACAUGCAGCUGCCGCCAGUCACGGAAGCGCAGGGCACGAAAGAUCAACUACUCAUACGAUGUAGGAGGUGAUGAUGACGAUGAGAACGACCUGAACGAUUCUGGUCCAGCGUAUGGUUACGGCGAUUACAACGAUCUACGGCGAUCGUCCGCGGACGUUGCCCAUUUGUUUCCGGUCGUCUCGCAUCUGUUGGCGCAGGAGGAGAACGGGGAAAAUAGCAUGGAAAGGGCCCAGAUGGUCCACGGUGCCCUCGAGCGACUGAUGGGCAUUGUGACGAUCUUUUCCCACGUCGAUGAGCUGAUACAAAGGCGAACGAAGAAAUCGAUAAGGCGGCUCGCGCGCUUGUACGAGAGCGACGAGAUGUACUAG